CUUCAAACUUCUUCCAUACACACAACUUGAAAGCUUUACUUCGUCAUUGGGUAUACCACAAUCUCAUAGAUUUGAUACUAGACUGGAAGAUAGUGACACGAAUCGGGUACCCCUUCCAAGAGCCGUUACCCCUCCCCGCCCCGCCAUCUUCAACCUCACUCUCACUCAACCUUGACCUCGAUUCGGAAGGUAGCCCAUUAUGACGACAAGAUACAGAGUAGAGUAUGCUCUCAAGACCCACAGACGAGACCAGUUCAUAGAAUGGAUCAAAGGUCUUCUGGCAGUCCCCUUCGUCCUCUACUCCCAGCCCACCGGCGUCUUCGACACAAGAGCGACGAGCAUAGCCCGCAUGGCAGAGGAAUCCCACCGCCGCUACGCCGAAAUCUUUCGCGACGUUGAGCACAUGAUUGACGACCACAUAACCCGUCAAGACGAAGACCUCCCCUCAAAACUGAAAAUGCUCGUCCCGUCAGCGGGGCCUUUUUUCACCCGCCUCCCCCUCGAAGCAGCCUUCACCCUCAUGGACGCAAAACGCCUCAUCUCCUCGCGCCGCUACGUCUCCCCCUCCUUCAACGACGUCCGCCUCAUCCUCAACGCCGCCCAAAUCCUCGCCGUCACCAGUCCCAGCCCCAGUCCAAACCCAUCCAACACCACCACCGCCACCUCCCUCCAACUCGCAACCUUUGACGGAGACGUAACCCUCUACGACGACGGCGAAUCCCUCCUCCCCACCUCCCCCCUCAUCCCCCGCCUCCUCUCCCUCCUCCGCCGCGACAUCAAAAUCGGCAUCGUCACAGCAGCAGGCUACACGACAGCAGACCGCUACUACGACCGCCUCCACGGCCUCCUCGACGCCAUCGCCGCCUCCCCCGACCUGACCCCGACCCAAAAGGCCUCCAUCGUCAUCAUGGGCGGCGAAGCAAACUACCUCUUCGAAUACGACCCGUCCUCCCCGCACCUCCUGGCCCCCGUCCCGCAGGAGCAGUGGCUCACGCCCGAGAUGGCAUCCUGGUCCGACGCCGACAUCUCCGCGCUCCUCGACGUCGCCGAGGGCGCCCUGCUCGAGUGCAUCCGCACCCUCAACCUCCCCGCCACCCUCCUCCGCAAGGACCGCGCCGUCGGCAUCGUCGCAACCGACCCGGCCGUCCGCAUCCCGCGCGAGUCCCUCGAGGAAACCGUCCUCGUCGUCCAGAAAAUCCUCGAGCUCUCCGCGCUGGGAUCGCCCGCCCAAGCAGCCGGCCACAGCACGAUCGCGCCCUCUGCCUCUGCUUCUGCCUCUUCCGCCGAACCGGCUGCCGCCGUCCGCCGCCGCGUCCCCUUCUGCGCCUUCAACGGCGGCCGCGACGUCUUCGUCGACAUCGGCGACAAGUCGUGGGGCGUGACCGUCUGCCAGCGCUGGUUUGCCGCCAAGGCGGGACACCCGGAGACCCCAAUCGCCGGCGAGAAGACGCUGCACAUUGGCGACCAGUUCCUCAGCGCCGGCAGCAACGACUUUAAGGCCCGGAGCGUGGGUACCACUGCGUGGAUCGCGAGUCCCGGGGAGACGGGCGAGCUUUUGGAUGAUUUGAUUGCGAGGAUUUGAAAAAAGACCAAAAAGCAAAAAGAAAAAGGAGAGAGAGAGAGAGAGAGAGAAAGAAAUCGAGGAGGCACGAUAAUGAUUCCUCUCGAACAACGUUCUCCGCCCUCCCUUCUCUGGCUGCGUGACACCAGCCACCGACGACCCGGCCCCCUACGACACCUCGAGGCCAUAAAAACAAUGUCGAAAGAAUAGCUUUGUCAGUCUCGAAGUAGUAUUCGUCAAGGAUUGGUAAAGGGCUAUCGGGGAGAGAGGACACUGGGCUGUCGAUUGUAGAAGACGACCAAACGAGGUUCAGUAGCAGGUUCAUCCACAACGCUUGUCUCCGAAAGGGGAAAUUGCUGGCC
Molecule: messenger RNA, 1923 nt
Organism: Colletotrichum scovillei
Lineage: Eukaryota; Fungi; Ascomycota; Sordariomycetes; Glomerellales; Glomerellaceae
Product: IMP-specific 5'-nucleotidase
Exons: 4
Coding region: 200-1582 (460 amino acids)
Biological process (GO): inosine salvage; nucleotide metabolic process; nicotinamide riboside biosynthetic process
Molecular function (GO): magnesium ion binding
Source: RefSeq, a predicted model, not a curated record